Molecule: messenger RNA, 1305 nt
Organism: Lycium ferocissimum
Lineage: Eukaryota; Viridiplantae; Streptophyta; Magnoliopsida; Solanales; Solanaceae
Exons: 3
Coding region: 78-977 (299 amino acids)
Source: RefSeq, a predicted model, not a curated record
UCUUCACUCUAAAUUCUCACAUAAACAACCAUUUUCAGCUUUACAAAACUAACCACAAAUCCAAGAAUUUGCAAAAAAUGGAACCAUCAACUAGCAAUUUGAUGUUAUCAAUGAAAAUUCUACUAAUUUCAAUUGGAGCAGUUUCUUCAGCAUUAGCAAUUAAAUCAUUUGUUCCAUUGGUUUUAUAUGAAUUCCCUACAAUUUGGACAGGUUUAAUUUCAUGGCUAAAGCCUCCUUAUCUCUACGUUUUACUUAACGGUAUAAUCAUCCUCAUCGCUGCUACUUCACUAUCUCACCGUCAAGAACAGCAUUCCAGCGAUCAAUCACAGCCGUUAAUUUCUCCUCAGCCACAGGUAGCGAUUUCGAGAUCGAAUAUAUCUGAAUACAUGCCUGAACCGGUAGAUGAACCGGCGGUUUUUGAGGAGAAGACUGAACCGGUAGAUGAACCGGAGGUUUUGGAGGAGAAGACUGAACCGGAGGUUUUGGAGCCUGAACCGGUUAAUGAACCGGCUCAGGUAGUUGAAAGUGAUGAGUUUGUGAUUUCGAAUUCGGUUAUUAAGCCGUUGCCUGAAGUGGAAACGGAGUUACUUCAACAGCUAGCCACUGAAAAACCGUUGGUUUCUUCGAGGUUUGGUCAUCGGAAACCCCUGACGAGGAGCAGUCCUGAAGGGGUACAAUCACUAAGGGUAGCAAGAGUAAAGAGGCAUGAGACAUUAGAGAGCACAUGGAAAAAGAUAACAGAGGGUCGUCACGUGCCACUCACGAGGCACAUAAAUAAGUUAGACACGUGGCAGAAUCAGAACCGUGGAAAUGAUUCGCCGGUUCAACGCAUAAAAAGAACACUUGAACCGUCACCGAGUAAAGACGAGCUGAACCGGCGAGUUGAAUCGUUUAUUAAAAAGUUCAAUGAAGAAAUGAGAUUACAAAGAGAACAAUCAUUACAACAGUACAAGGAGAUGAUUAAUCGUGGGGUUUAAGUUAAUUUAGCAAUUUUAAUAGUAUUUUUUGUCAGUUAAAAAAGUGUUUUUUUUUUUUUUUUUUGUCACACAGGAAAUAUUUAGUGUUUUAUUGCUUUUGAGUGAACAGAUGGGGCUUGAAUAAAGGUAUAGGAAGAAUAUAUUUUUACUGUAAAUAGGAGCUAAAGUUGUGUAUAGAAGUGUAAAAUGUUCUUUUAUUGUUUAAACUUGGGAGAAUUGAAAAAUCAAAUAGUAAUACUAUACUAGUUAAAAUAGUAGAGAAUGGUGCACAUAUGCAAAUAAUAAUGCAAUUAUGUCUUUAUGAAUAAUUUAUAUAUGCAUGUGACUC